Molecule: messenger RNA, 2143 nt
Organism: Salvelinus sp. IW2-2015
Lineage: Eukaryota; Metazoa; Chordata; Actinopteri; Salmoniformes; Salmonidae
Source: RefSeq, a predicted model, not a curated record
AUGUUGAACCGAGGGGGGAGCCACCUGGGAUGGAGCCGGGGAGGGGGGGGAGCCACCUGGGAUGGAGCCGGGGAGGUGGCGGAGGGGAAGCCCUUGCUCGGGCCACGCCCAGACAUCCUGGGGUCCUACGGCUCGGUGGUGACCCCUGAUCCUCCUAGGUCAACUGCUAACCCGGCCAUUAACGACCUGCCUCGCGUCUCUCCCACCCCCUUGCCCCCACUCGAAGAGGAGGGUCACUCUAGAUCUUCGAGUUUCAGCAUGAGCCGAGAGUUCCUAAGGGAAGAGGUGGUUGUGCUGUUCACAGCUCACUUCGUCAUACUGUUUAACCAGACAGCACUGGAGACCGUCGUGACCCCGUUGACCCAGCAGUACUUUAACUUCGGGGAGUUGGAGAACAGCAUCAUUUACUGCAUCUGUAGUGUGGAGGUGAUCACAGGCUUCCUGUUUGUCCACUGGCUGUGCCGCCACACGACCGAGAGGGUGUUGCUGGCCGUGGGCCUUAUUCUCUGCCACAUCUCCUGCGUAUGGUGCCUCAUCUUCCUGGCCAACCCACAGGGUAAUUUCUCCUGGCAGUUAGCAGAGUUCAUCAUUGGGGUGUUCCUGCAGAUUUCAGGGCUCCCCUUUGUAGCUGUGGCACAGGUGUGUCUCUUCUCCAAAAUCACUUCGGUAGAGUCUCAAGGGUUGAGCCAGGGGGUACGUCGCUCUGUGGGUGGUCUGGCCACUAUCUUGGGCCCCCUAUGGGGGGGUGGUUUGACGGGGCACAUGUACAUCAUGCUGGGGUUGAUGAUGGCUCUACUGGUCCUGUUCGCUAUCAUUUUCUCCUUCUCCUAUCCCCGCCUGGUGGCUCCCACUGUGGUAGAACAUGCACAGGGUGAGGAUAGCGGGGGUGUGCGAGGCCAGGAGAACUAACGUAGCGGGUUUGGAGACUGAGGUAAAGUGUGAAGCGAGUGUUUCUUCCUACCUUGAAUCCAUCUCAGGACAUGUGCUUCCUCAAUCUCUGAAGACUCCCAUAUGUUGCGCACAKACCGUACAAGAUGACUGUAGGGCCUGUACUAGAUGAAUGUACUUCUGCAAAUAUAGUAUCAAAAUGGAAAUGAAAUACUUUGGAAUUAGGUGUAAUGUACAAACAUUUAGAAAGAUGUUGGUUAUGCACAAAACAUUACAACUUCGUAAAAGGUGUUUCUGAUUUUUAUAGCUCAUAACCUCCUAUCACAUUUCACAUGAUUGUACCACUGACUGAAWUACUUUCACACACUGACUCUGACAAAGAUUUUAUAAGAAAUGAACAGAUCAGAUUUAUGUAGAGACAAAUGGUCAAAACAUUGAUAAUACCUCAGCCCACACACACUGUCCAGAGUUUUCAGCUGACUGAAAUGUAUCAAUGCAUGUUGGUUAUUUCUGAUGGCUGAGUAUGAUUAUGACAUGCAGUACCCUUUUCUACCACUGGRGGGUGCCCUUAUCCUUUAUUUCUUUACUGUGGUGUUACUGAAGACUUUGUGGCAGAGCCUCAAGUAGAUCGCUGUCCUGGUCCCAGAUCUGUUWGUGCUCUUGACGACGCCAUUGCUGUCGACGUUAAGCCAAACAUGUUUACAGUGACAAGGAGUUGGCUUGAUGGCACAGACUGGCACUCUGGCAACUAAAUAGCCAAAGAGAGAACAUGUUUCUGAAAAUCACUUUUUUUUUUCUUCACAGAAUGAGGGCAAGGGGAAAUACUAGAUCACUACUGACUGUAAUAAAUAUGUAAUGGCUUUAUGAAUGGAGUCAUAUGUUGAAGUUAUACUGUUCUGGACGUCUUGUGACAGUUGUUAAAGAUGACUAUGGCUUAAUGUAAUCUGCUACGUAUUAUUUUUGCAAUUGAGGUAUUAUAUUUUGGUCAGUGCAUAACCUGUUCUAUAACCACUUAGUUAGUGAAUUCAUGUCUUCCUUUUGAGAAUAGCUUUUUUUUAAUCCGGCGGUGUCUCAUUUUGUAAAGGAAUAUGCUAAUUGUUUAUAGCUAACAUUUAUCUUUCUGUUUGAGACAUUUUCCCAUAACUCUUUGAAUACUUUAAGUUGCAUAUGAUAUGAACACACAUUUAUACAUAGCUAGUAGUCAUGGUCCCUAAUGUGUUGUAACUAACGGAGAAGUCUAGAACUUAGCUUUCAA